UGUCUGAACUGAGUACACUGCACUUGCUGGCCUUAAACAGAGAAAAAAUAGCUUAAAAUCAGCUAGACAGCGCCUAAAACCCCUUUAUCAGCUCAUUAUAGAUCAAUAAUCAGAGCUGUAAGAAGCAAAUUUGACUUUCAGAUCAUUGAAAAAAGAGAAAUCAGAUAAAUAGAGGAGGGCGUGACAAGCAGACAGCCGAGCAGGCAAGCUGCUGCUGCAAGGAGAGGAAGAGCCGGCGAUGCAUCAGCCAAAGCCAGAGGUCAAGAAAAAAAGUGAAAGGAUAGUGAAAAGGUAGACACUGAGAGAGGAGGGUCCUUUGUGAUCUGAGCCAGAAAAACAGAAACCAGCCUCUCUUUGUUGUUGUGUGGGCCACCGAGCAGGGAUGUGAAGGAGGGCAGCAGGGAGGAAGGGAGGCAACGGCAAGAAAGACUGCAAGAAAAUGCUCUCAGAGAUGAUGUGCAGGAGGAGCUGCCAGCAGCAGCAGGAUGGCAAAGAGGCUCCGCAGAGGGACCCUUCCAGCCGCAGGAAGCACGGCUGGUCCAAGGGCUGCAGGGGGCGCAUGCAGGGGCGGAGAACUGGAGUGGGAGGGUGGCCAAGAGGGCGCAAUCACCAGCAGCCCCCUCAACGACACCAUCCUCAUCCCAGACACUUCCAGAGGCCAGCAAUGUCACUCCGGCCCGUUAACAUUAAAGGGAACAGAGCGAGGGGGAUGCGAGCCCCCAAGAACACAAACCAGUUUUUGAUGCACGAGAAGUACCAGAUGCUACACAUGCGCUCCGACUCAGUGGGGAGUGACAGUGGGAGCAGCUCGGAUAGCGAGGUGGAGCUCACAGACAUGGACUCAUACCUGUGCGUCCUGGAAAAUGCAAGAGGAGCCCUGUUGGACAGUCCCAACCCACACAGCUCAACAGCGCCCCCUGGACAGAUCGUGGUUCUGCAUGAGGACAGUCUGCGUCUGCAGGAGGACAGCAUGCAGUAUUUCCCCUCUGAAGACGACCUGAUGCAGAGCCAGAACUUCAUGCAGAGAGACUUUGUUGAGUUCUGUGACAUCCUGACACCCUGAAAAGAAACUCUCAUGAGACUAUUUUGUUCUCGACAGUGUGAAACUCUAACCUCGGGGACAGGGAGAUGGGAUCGGUGGUGGGAGUGAGCCUGAACAGCCAAUCGGCAUCGAGUUGGCUGGAUUAGGCUGCAGAUGAUUGGCCGAUGCAGACUGUCAUUGAAAAAAAAAUAUAUUAACUGUGAAGAAGAACAGAAGAAAAAAAUCAGAAAUAAAUAUCGGAUUGAUGCAA
Molecule: messenger RNA, 1292 nt
Organism: Trematomus bernacchii (emerald rockcod)
Lineage: Eukaryota; Metazoa; Chordata; Actinopteri; Perciformes; Nototheniidae
Exons: 2
Coding region: 440-1063 (207 amino acids)
Source: RefSeq, a predicted model, not a curated record